Sphaerodactylus townsendi is the source of this 4729-nucleotide messenger RNA. It is a transcript of the gene TRAPPC11, whose product is annotated as trafficking protein particle complex subunit 11. NCBI's taxonomy places the organism in Eukaryota, Metazoa, Chordata, Lepidosauria, Squamata, Sphaerodactylidae. The transcript has 30 exons. The coding region runs from base 181 to 3573 and encodes 1130 amino acids. The record is from RefSeq and is a predicted model, not a curated record.
CACUUCCCUUAGGCCUGCUUACUCCGGCCGGGCUCUUUUGGCUGCUGCUGUUUUUUCCCUUCGCUGCGGGUCGUUCGGCCUUUGCACGGGCUGCACCGCCGGAAGCUGAGCGACCUCCUCUCCUCGACUGAAUUGCCUCCUCCGUGAUUGUCGAAAGUCUUUGCAGCUCAGUAUGUCAAGAUGAGUCCUUCACAAUGGGAUUUUCCAGUGGAAUUGUGUUGCCGGCCUAUGGCCUUUGUAGCCCUCACUGGCUUGGAUGUGGUCUACAAUGCCGUUCAUCGGGCAGUUUGGGAUGCCUUUUGUGCAAACAGGAGAGCAGACCGAGUCCCCAUUUCCUUCAAAGUGCUCCCUGGUGAUCAUGAAUAUCCUAAAUGCAGAAACAAGAGAACAUCGUAUGAGUGGCAUAUUCCAAAAGGUAUUUUGAAGACUGGCUGGAUGAACAAACAUCUGAAUUUGGUCCCUGCACUUGUUGUUGUGUUUUAUGAGCUAGACUGGGAUGAGCCACAGUGGAAAGAAAAACAGUCAGAGUGUGCUACUAGAGUUGAAAUUGUCAGGCAGAGUUUGCAAGGAAGAAAUACAAAAGUUGCUGUAGUUUUGAUUCAGAAGAAAACACCAUUGCCUCCAGGAGAAGAUGUUAUUGCUUCAGAAAGGGCAGCAGCUUUGUGCAAUGCAUGUGACCUCUCAGGGAAAUCCUUGUUUGUUUUGCCACACACUGAUCACCUUGUAGGUUACAUUAUAAGGUUAGAGAAUGCUUUUUAUGAACAUGCACAGACCUAUUACUAUACGGAAAUCCGAAGGGUGAAAUCCCAUAAAGAAUUCCUCAACAAAACAACACAUCAGCUCCUGUUUGUCAGACAUCAGUUCAAAAUAGCAUUCUUCAGUGAGUUGAAGCAGGAUACACAGAACGCCCUGAAAAACUACAGAACUGCUUAUAAUCUUGUACAUGAGUUGAGAGCACACGAAACAAAUAUGUUGGAAAUCAAAACCAUUGCUGGAUUUAUAAAUUACAAGAUUUGCCGCCUGUGUUUUCAGCAUAACACACCGCUGGACGCAAUUGCACAGUUUAGAAAACACAUAGAUGUGUGCAAGAAAAAAAUUGGCAGUGCAGAGCUGGCUUUUGAGCAUGCUGCCUGGAUGUCCAAACAAUUUCAGGCCUUUGGAGACUUAUUUGAUGAAGCUAUCAAGCUAGGACUGACAGCUAUUCAAACGCAGAACCCUGGUUUCUAUUAUCAGCAGGCUGCAUACUAUGUCCAAGAAAGGAAGCAACUGGCAAAUGUCCUCUGUAAUCAUGAGCCUUCUGUGAUGUAUCCCAGUCCGGAUCCAAUAGAAACUCAAACUGGCGUGCUUGACUUCUAUGGACAAAGACCAUGGCGGCAAGGAGUACUAAGUUUUGAUCCAAAUGACCCUGAAAAGGAGAAAGUAGGAAUAUUGGCACUACAGCUGAAGGAAAAGAAAGUUCUCCACUCUGAAUUAAUCAUCACCUUGCUGAGUAAUGCAGUAGCCCAGUUCAAGAAGUACAAAUGUCCACGAAUGAAAAGCCACUUGAUGGUGCAAAUGGGUGAAGAGUAUUACUAUGCUAAAGAUUACACCAAAGCUUUGAAACUGCUGGAUUAUGUCUUGUGUGAUUACCGUAGUGAAGGAUGGUGGACUCUUCUUACUUCCAUACUGACCACAGCCCUUAAAUGUUCCUACCUCAUGGCACAGAUAAAAGACUACAUCACAUACUCCUUAGAGCUGUUGGGAAGGGCAUCUACUUUGAAAGAGGACCAAAAAUCUCGCAUUGAAAAGAAUCUGAUUAAAGUUCUUAUGAAUGAGAGCCCAGAUCCAGAACCUGACUGUGAUGCUACUUCUGUGAAAAGCUCACAGAAGUUGUGGGCUGAUAGAGUCUCUCUGGCUGGCAAUAAUAUCUUCACAAUAGAAGUGCAGGACUUCAUUCCAUUUGUACAGUGCAAAGCGAGAUUUCUUGCUCCAAGUUUCCAUGUUGACACUCCAGUUCAGUUUGACAUAUUCUUGAAAGCUGAUUGUCCUCAUCCUAUCCGGUUUUCUAAGCUAUGUGUCGGUUUCAACAAUCAGGAAUACAACCAGUAUUGUAUGGUGGAAGAAGCAUACCAAAAAAAUGAACUGUUCACACAGGGGAUGCUGUGUCUUACCCCUGGUAAAACCAAGAGGUUCACUUUCAAAUUUAUAGCAAAAACUGAGGACGUGGGAAAGAAGAUUGAGAUCACUUCAGUGGAUUUGGUUCUGGGUAGCGAGAACAGCAGGUGUGUGAUUUUGAACUGGCGUGGAGGAGGAGGGGACGCUGCUUCUUCUCAAGAGGCUCUGCUAGCAGCUCGCUCCUUCAAACGGCGGCCCAAACUCCCAGAAGGUGAAACCCAUUGGGAAAGUCUGACAGUUCAGACCAGCACCAUGAUCAUUUCCAGAGUGCCAAACAUUUCUGUCCAGCUCAGACAUGAGCCUCCUGCCCUGAUGAAUGAAAUGUACUGUUUGAUUGUGACAAUCCAGUCGCACGAGAAGACAGUUGCCAAAGAUGUGAAGCUCACAGCUGGCUUAAAACCAGGCCAAGAUGCAAACCUAACUCAAAAAACUCACGUGACGCUAAACGGAACAGAAAUAUGUGAUGAUUCAUUUCCAGCCUUACUUCCUGAUGUCCCUAUGGGAGACUUGCAUCCAGGUGAAAAGCUGGAAAAGACUGUGUAUAUUCACUGUGGAACAGUCGGCACCAGAAUGUUUCUUGUGUAUGUAUCCUAUUUAGUGAGUGCGACCACUGAAGGAAAAGAGAUUCUCUGCAAAUGUCACAGGGAUGAGACUGUGACUAUAGAGACUGUGUUUCCAUUUGAUGUCGCCGUUAAAUUCGUCUCUACUAAGUUUGAGCAUUUAGAUAAAGUCUUUACAGACAUACCAUUUUUGUUGAUGACUGACAUCCUCAGUGCUUCACCUUGGGCCCUGACGAUAGUAACCAGCCAACUGCAGCUUUCUCCUUCUAUGAUGCCAGUGGACCAGCUAGAAUCUUAUGUGGAGAAUGUUGUUUUACAGACCGGUGAGAGUGCUAGUGAAUGUUUCUGCCUUCGAUGUCCACCAGUCAUCACUGGACAGAGUGGAGUGGCUACUGGAAGCUAUGCAAUCUCCUGGAAGAGGACCUCAGCUUUGAAGAGCAUCCCUGUUGUUAGGACUGUGAUCACACUCCCUCAUGUGAUUGCAGAAAGCAUCCCACUCCAUGUUAAUGCAGAUCUGCCCUCAUUUGGUCGAGUCAGAGAAUCCUUGCCUGUAAAAUACCACCUGCAGAAUAAGACUAAUCUUGUUCAGGACUUGGAAGUGUCAGUGGAACCCAGUGAUGCCUUCAUGUUUUCAGGUCUUAAGCAGAUUAGGUUGCGAAUUCUUCCCGGCACUAAACAAGAAAUGUUAUACAACUUCUACCCUCUCAUGGCUGGUUAUCAGCAGUUACCAUCACUCAAUAUCAGCUUGUUACGAUUUCCACACUUCACUAACCAGCUGCUUAGACGAUUUAUCCCAACACACAUUUUUGUGAAGCCACAAGGUCGCCAAGCAGAUGACGCUUCAAUUGCUGCAGCGUAGCUGAGGAUCCACACAGUUAAGGGAAACAGAAUUUUGCACAGAAUAUGUAGAGCUCUGCUUUUUCAAAGUCUAGCUUUGUUCAAGUUAUAAAUUAAAAGGAACCUUUAUUUUGAGAUCGGACACAACUGUCAGAGAACAAAUGCGUUAACUAAGUCUUAAACGUGAUGCUAAUAAAUAUGCAGGAAAGAGUCAGUGCUUUAUUUAACAGGAUUAAAAUGUUCUCUUUUGCCUUUUGUGAAAGUUAAAUGGAAGUAUUAUUUAUUAUGGAUGAUAACUUGGCCAAAAAAGUAGAAAUCUCAUUCUUUUCAUUGAUGUUGUCCUGUGGUGCAAUGGUUUGUGGCUUUUGUUGUAGUGUGUCUGAGUGCAAGGGGGGAGAGUUCAUAAAUCUUAUAACAUUGAAAUUAGAACCUCAUUUUUGUGUAUUCCAUGUAAAGAACAAGAUACAGUGAAAUCCCUGUUGGCUUUGGGUGACCCCAGCACAUUUGGGCUUUGAAUGAACAAAUGUAAUUAAUGUAUAGGAUGGUGUUUGCGGAGUUACUGGCUACUAUUAUCACUGUACUAGUUAUAGUGAAGCUAUUUCUGAGGGUGCCAUCCCCCCCGCCCCCAGUGCCCUCAGUACAAAGAAGCGAAGAUACUGGCAAGUGAGGGAAUCCUGUGACAAUAAGAUGCUUUAUAAUUGCACAGCCCCCGGGGCAAAUCUAAGCUUGCUGAGAAUGCUUAGAUGGUAGGGUUGUAUUGUCAAGAUGCUGUGUCUAAGAACUGCUGGUCCCCUCAUACAACUUAAAUAUUCCCAUUGUCACUAGAUUCUAUUAGAUUCCUCUCCCACAGAAUGGGUUGGCCUUUAAGGUGGUUCAUUAUUGCAUGAGUGAACUGCAUACCUGCAGUUUAGCCGUUCAGUAUGCAUUAGUGACUGGCUCCAAUAACGCUUGCUAUUGUAAACUGUCAUUACGGACUUUAAAUGGAAACAAAGAGGGAAAGGCCACUUACCCUGGGGUAUCAUCCACUCGUAAACAAUGGUGGUUGGAUUUGCUUUUUUAAUAAAGUUCAUUGGGAUAACUUUGCAUUAAGUGUGUCAAAAUUAAAUUGGAGAAAUCAGGCCUAUCAAUGUUGAUGUGAGCUGGUCGUUAGAAUAUUUGCAAUAAAUCAUGUAAAUAAA